Messenger RNA from Theobroma umbraticum, 690 nucleotides. The record is from RefSeq and is a predicted model, not a curated record. NCBI's taxonomy places the organism in Eukaryota, Viridiplantae, Streptophyta, Magnoliopsida, Malvales, Malvaceae.
AUGACUAGAAAAAAGGUGCAACUUGCCUACAUCAUCAAUGAUUCUGCAAGGAAAGCUGCCUUCAGGAAAAGAACGAAGGGUCUGCUAAAGAAGGCGAGCGAACUAAGUACCCUUUGUGGGAUAGAAGCUUGUGUGAUUAUCUACGGUCCUUAUGACGCUCAACCUGAAGUUUGGCCAUCCUUUGCAGCAGCCCAACACGUGCUCUCAGAGUUUAAGAAGAUGCCAAAGAUGGAUCAAAGUCAGAAGAUGAUGACCCAAGAGAAUUUCCUUAGGCAAAGGAUCGCAAAAGCCAACCAACAGCUUAAGAGACAGUGCAGGGACAAUCGCGAGAAGGAGACCACACAAGUCAUGUUCCAAUGCUUGGCUGAACAAGGGCUGGAGAAUUUGAACAUGAUGGAUUUGACUGACCUCAAGUGGUUGCUUGAGCAAAACCUGAAGGAUAUUGACAAGAGGAUUGAUAUGCUUACCAAGGCAUCUCAUUCCCAAGGGUUUGCAACAACAAUCGCAAUGCCAGAAGUGAUGCUGAAGAAUGGAGAAAAGGUGCAAGCGAAGAGUCCAGAUCGUGAGGCGAGCUUGGAAACAGUGCAAAGGCAGCUGUUGAUCAAGGACUUGAUGCACCCACGAGAGCACGUGGAACUUGGUUCGCUACUCCCACUUAGGGAUAACAACCCCACUACUUUUUUCCCCUAA